GUGUAUAAAAGUACUUGGUUUUAGAGAGAGAAAACAGUGUGUAUGUGUAUAAACUUUGGUGCUACAAGCAAGGGGUAUCAAAAUGUUUGGUUGCAGAUCUGAAGAGAGAGAAAGAUAAAGUGAUAAAGAACAACUGCAAAAUAUCAGAAGUAGAAGAAGAAAUGGUCUCAAUGGUUUUGUUGCUCACUGAGGAGUUCUUGUUUUGAGUUUCCCUUUAGGAUCACUGAGAAUCUGAGCUAAUUCGAUUUAAGAGCAGUGGUGGAUUGUUAGAUUUGAAGUUGUCUAGGCUGAAAUAAACAAUUGGUUGAGUAUAAAAUAAGUAGAUAAUGAAAGAGGUUGAAAAGGGCCUGGACUCUCAACUAUGGCAUGCUUGUGCUGGAGGCAUGGUUCAAAUGCCUCCUGUGAAUUCGAAGAUCUUUUAUUUUCCCCAAGGUCAUGCUGAACACACACUUUCGCAUGUCUCUUUUGGGACAUUGCCUAGGAUCCCGGCCUUAAUCCUUUGUAGGGUUGCUGCUAUUAAGUUCAUGGCAGAUACUGAAACUGAUGAAGUUUAUGCUGCUAUUAGGUUGAUUCCCAUUGGACAAAAUGAGUUUGAUUACAAUGAGAAUAAUGGAGUUAUGGAGAGCAAUGGUAUUGAAUCCGUCGAGAAAUCCAAUUCAUUUGCCAAAACGCUGACUCAGUCUGAUGCUAAUAAUGGUGGAGGUUUCUCGGUUCCGCGAUACUGUGCGGAGACCAUAUUCCCUCGGUUGGAUUAUACAGCUGAUCCACCUGUUCAAACUGUUGUUGCGAGGGAUGUUCAUGGUGAGAUAUGGAAGUUUAGACAUAUCUAUAGGGGGACUCCAAGGAGGCAUCUGUUGACAACAGGUUGGAGUACUUUUGUUAACCAAAAAAAGUUGGUUGCUGGGGAUUCCAUUGUGUUCAUGAGAACUGAAAAUGGAGAUCUUUGUGUUGGGAUACGUAGGGCAAAAAGGGGGAGUCUUGGUAGCCCUGAGACUCCUACAGGGUGGACUUCUGCUUCUGGAAAUUGUCCCUCACCUUAUGGAGGAUUUUCUGUAUAUUUGAUGGAAGAUGAGAACAAAAGAAUGAGAAGUAGUAGCAACGGAAAUGGGAAUUCCAGUGGGGGCAUAAAGGGCAAGGGGAAAGUGAGGCCCGAAUCUGUUAUUGAAGCUGCAACCCUUGCUAUGAAAGGUCAGCCGUUCGAGGUUGUCUAUUACCCAAGCGCGGGAACUCCGGAGUUCUGUGUGAGGGCUUCUUCUCUGAGUGCCGCAAUGAGGAUUCAGUGGUGUUCUGGGAUGAGGUUUAAAAUGCCUUUUGAGACUGAGGACUCAUCUCGAAUUAGUUGGUUUAUGGGUACUAUUUCUUCUGUUCAGGUUGCUGAUCCCAUCCUCUGGCCUAAUUCUCCAUGGAGGCUUCUCCAGGUAACAUGGGAUGAACCAGAACUUCUGCAAAAUGUGAAGAGUGUCAGCCCAUGGCUGGUUGAACUGGUAUCAAAUAUGCCAGUAAUCAACAUGUCGCCGUUCUCUCCACCAAGAAAGAAGUCACGGUUACCACACUAUCCAGACUUUUUACAUGACGACCAAUUUCCAGUGUCGUCAUUCACAGGCAACCCCCUCAGGCCCAGCAGUCCGUUCUAUUAUCUAUCUGAUAGCAUUACUGCAGGCAUACAGGGAGCCAGGCAAGCUCAAUUUGGGACACCAUUAUCGGGUCUCCAGGUUAGCAACAAAGUACAGAUGGGACUUUUCCCCAACUCUACCAAACAGCUCAAUCCACAGAGUAAAAUCUCCAAUGGUACCAGACCAAGCAGCACACAUGGCACAGAAACCGUUUCUUGCUUGCUGACCAUGGGCCAUUCCAAUCAAAAUUUGGAGAAAACGGAUACUAAAAAGGCACCUAUCUUUAUACUCUUUGGUCAGCCAAUACUCACGGAGCAACAAAUCUCUCAUGACUGUUCCAGGGAUUCAGUUUCACAGGUUUCACAUGGCGAGAGUCCAGAGAAACGUAAAAGACCAUCACAUGAUAAUAUGGAUCUUUCUGAGAAGUUGACUGAUUCCAGAUUUUUGUGGAACCAAGGGUUUCGAAAAACUGAGCCAGAACUAGAAACAGGUCACUGCAAAGUUUUCUUGGAAUCGGAGGAUGUUGGACGGACGCUUGAUCUUUCAGUCCUUGAAUCUUAUGAACAGCUUCAUGAACGACUAGCGAAUAUGUUUCGUAUAGAAAGAUCAGUGGCAAUGACUCGUGUGCUAUACCAAGAUGCAACAGGUUCUGUAAAGCAAAUUGGAAAUGAACCAUUUAGCGAAUUUAGGCGGACUGCAAAGCGAUUGACCAUUUUAAUGGAUUCAGGCCUCAAUACUGUUGGAAGGAUAUGGAACAAAAUUAUGCCAAAUGCUGAUCGCCGUCUGGAUUCUUCUAGUCAGACAGGUCCCUUGAGCAUAUUUGCCUAGUUGACAACUGUAAGCUUAAGCAAAACAUUCUAAUAAUGGUUGCCAAGUCUCAUCCUACCCAUGUGUAUGUAGGAAAGUUUCUUAAUCUUGUUUGCAUCAAAACAAUGCAUGUAUUAUUAUCUAGAUGUUCCAGCGACGUUGAUGUGCCAAAUCAUGGACAAUUUUACUUGAUUUGAUGUUUAAACUUUCAUA
This is a messenger RNA of Daucus carota subsp. sativus, 2633 nucleotides long. Its product is annotated as auxin response factor 18. The record is from RefSeq and is a predicted model, not a curated record. Gene Ontology annotation, biological process: regulation of DNA-templated transcription; response to hormone. The transcript has 6 exons. Gene Ontology annotation, molecular function: protein binding; DNA binding. Lineage: Eukaryota; Viridiplantae; Streptophyta; Magnoliopsida; Apiales; Apiaceae. Bases 327 to 2441 code for a protein of 704 amino acids. Gene Ontology annotation, cellular component: nucleus.